AUGCAGCUCACCAACUUCAUCUCACUCCUCUCGCUCAUCGUGGCGGUCACGGCCUACCCUUUCAUGGCCAACUACGACAAGAUGACUGAGGUCGAGAAGCGCGAAUUCACCGAGACGUACCGUCGCAUGGCCAAGCGCUCUGCUGCCGAGAUCUCCUCCAAGUACCCUUACACUGGCGCCAAGAACGACGGUCUCCCGGGUACUCAGGUCGGAAACGUGCUCGUCCCUGCCGUGGGCGACACAGACCACCAGUACCAGGACCCACCUGCCGGUGCUUUCCGUGGACCCUGCCCUGGUCUCAAUGCUGCUGCCAACCAUGGUUUCCUUAGUCGAGAUGGUAUCGUCACCUUCAACGAGCUCGUCCAGGCCCAACAGAACGUCUACAACGUCGGCUAUGACCUCGCUGUCGUCUUGGCUACACUUGGUGUCGGACUUGACGGUGACCUGAUCACUACCAAGCUCAGUCUCGGCGGAGACGCUACCUCCCAGACCUCGGCCCUCGGCGGCAGUCGCGAGGGCGGUCUCGCCACGCACAACAAAUUCGAGGCGGACGCAUCUCUCACUCGCAGUGACUACUUCCUCAACAACGGCGACAACUAUUCUUUCAACGGUACUUUAUUCGGUUUCAUGACGACCACAUGCAACAAGGUCUUCGACCGGGCCUGCAUGACCAAGUACAGGGCUCAACGAUACGAGCAGUCAAAGGCCGACAAUGGUCAAUUCGUCUUCCUCCCCACAGCCCUUCUCCUCUACGGUGCAUCUUCCUUCCUCUACGAGCUCAUGCCCACCAACGGCGGCGGUCCCGACUUUGCCACCAUCUCCACCUUCUUCGGCGCAAAGGACAACGGUGAUGGUACCUACUCUCACGUACCCGAGCGUAUCCCCGACAACUGGUUCAACCGCGCCUCCCCCUACACCCUCACCGACGUCAACAACGAGAUCAACGCUCAGUAUCUCGCCUCGCCGGUCCUCUUCGGUUUCAACGCCGGCUACCAGAACUUCUUGGCCCUCAACACCACCACCGGUAUCGUUAACGGCAAAUUCUCCCCCAACACUGCGAAUGACGUUGCUUGUGUCAUCCAGCAGGCGGUCCUUGCGGCUAUCCCUUCGACCAUCCAAGGAUUCAUUACCUCUCCCCUCACCGCUCUCGCUGGCAUUGCGGGCAGGAUCAACCCCAUCUUCUCGCAGACAUUCGGCUGUCCCGCGGUUACCGCUGGUGUGCCCCUCGUUUAA
Dioszegia hungarica is the source of this 1233-nucleotide messenger RNA. Its product is annotated as Chloroperoxidase. Lineage: Eukaryota; Fungi; Basidiomycota; Tremellomycetes; Tremellales; Bulleribasidiaceae. The transcript has 8 exons. The coding region runs from base 1 to 1233 and encodes 410 amino acids. The record is from RefSeq and is a predicted model, not a curated record. Gene Ontology annotation, molecular function: peroxidase activity.